Messenger RNA from Naumovozyma dairenensis CBS 421, 1101 nucleotides. It is a transcript of the gene KSS1, whose product is annotated as mitogen-activated serine/threonine-protein kinase KSS1. The record is from RefSeq and is a predicted model, not a curated record. Gene Ontology annotation, cellular component: nucleus; cytoplasm. Gene Ontology annotation, biological process: protein phosphorylation; intracellular signal transduction. The coding region runs from base 1 to 1101 and encodes 366 amino acids. The transcript has a single exon. NCBI's taxonomy places the organism in Eukaryota, Fungi, Ascomycota, Saccharomycetes, Saccharomycetales, Saccharomycetaceae. Gene Ontology annotation, molecular function: ATP binding; MAP kinase activity.
AUGUCCAGAACAAUUACAUUCGAUAUACCAUCACAAUACCAAUUAGUAGAUUUAAUAGGAGAAGGUGCAUAUGGUACAGUUUGUUCUGCAAUUCAUAAACCGUCUGGAGUUAAAGUUGCCAUCAAAAAAAUUCAACCAUUUAGUAAAGCAAUGUUCGUAACAAGAACAUUAAGAGAAAUCAAAUUAUUAACAUAUUUCCAUAAUCACGAAAAUAUAAUUAGCAUAUUAGAUAAAGUGAAACCAAUUUCUGUGAAUAAAUUAAAUGCAGUUUACCUCGUGCAAGAAUUAAUGGAAACAGAUUUACAAAAAAUUAUAAUGAAUAGUAAUAAUAAUCCAUUGAGUGAUGAUCACAUUCAAUAUUUCACUUAUCAAAUAUUAAGAGCUUUGAAAGCAAUUCAUAGCGCACAAGUAAUACAUAGAGACUUAAAACCAUCAAACCUUUUAUUGAAUUCAAAUUGUGAUUUGAAAGUUUGUGAUUUCGGUCUUUCAAGAUGUUUAACAAGUAGUAGUGAUUCAAGAGAAACUUUGGUUGGUUUCAUGACAGAAUAUGUAGCUACAAGAUGGUAUAGAGCUCCAGAAAUAAUGUUAACUUUCCAAGAGUAUACAACUGCAAUGGAUAUUUGGUCCGUUGGUUGCAUCCUUGCUGAAAUGGUUUCAGGAAGACCACUUUUCCCAGGUAGAGAUUAUCAUCAUCAAUUAUGGUUAAUAUUAGAAGUCCUAGGUACUCCCUCAUUAGAAGAUUUCGCCCAAAUUAAAUCCAAAAGAGCCAAAGAAUAUAUUUCAAAUUUACCAAUGAGAAGCCCCAUGCCAUGGGUUAAUGUCUUGAAUACACAACGGAAUUUAAAUCCAGAUAUGUUAGAUCUUCUCACGAAGAUGCUAUUGUUCAAUCCUAAUAAAAGAAUCACUGCAGCAGAAGCUCUCAAUCAUCCAUAUUUGGCCACUUAUCAUGAUCCAGAAGAUGAACCUGAUUAUCCACCAUUGAAUUUAAAUGAUGAAUUUUGGAAAUUAGAUAAUGAAAUUAGACAACCUGAUGAUGAAGAAAUAUCAAUGGAUAUUUUAAAGCAAAUGCUUUAUGAUGAAGUCAUUAAAACUAUGGAUUGA